AUGUACUCGGCGGGAUUUUUAGGGUGCCUAGUAAUUCUCGUGGCAUUUGGUAGUGUCACACCCUCUCCCAGUGAUGGGCGGAUUGUGGGUGGUGAGGUGACCACCAUCACAGAAUUUCCCUAUCAAGUAUCCGUCCAGUUGAACGGCCAACACAUAUGCGGAGGAGCCGUCAUCGGGGACCAGUUCGUACUGACGGCAGCCCAUUGCUUCGAGAUUCCCUGGAGCAGCGAUGAUUACACCGUGCGAGUGGGCUCCAGCGAGCAUGCCAGUGGCGGCCAUGUGCUCAGCCUACGGCAGGUGAUCACCCACGGCGGCUAUAAUCCCCAGAGCCACGACAACGACCUGGCGCUGCUCAUCCUGCAUGCCAGGCUCAAUUUCACGGAGCACCUGCAGCCAGUGCCGCUGGCCACAUUAGCGGACCCACCCACCGUGGACACCCGUCUCCUGGUCAGCGGCUGGGGCUUUCAGGCGGAAGAGAGUUUGGUCAGUACAGAAGUUUCAGUGUCUCCGCAACUACGCUUCGUGGACGUGGACCUGGUGGAGCCGGAUCAAUGCCGCCGUGCCUAUCGCCAGGUGUUGCCCGUAACCCAGCGGAUGAUCUGCGCAGCGCGUCCUGGCCGUGAUAGUUGUCAGGGUGACUCCGGUGGUCCUCUGGUGGGAUUUCCAGCGGAUGAAGGUCCGGCUAGGCUCUAUGGUAUUGUGUCCUGGGGUCUGGGCUGCGCUAAUCCCAACUAUCCGGGAGUCUAUGCUAAUGUGGCUGCGUUUCGCAAUUGGAUAGAUGCCCAGAUGGGUGUAAGGGGUUGGAAUGGACUGCUGGCUGGGUGGAGUGGAUUGCAAUAAUCUGGAGGAAGACUGAAGGCCAAAGAAAGUAGUUUAAGAUUUGACUAAACUUAAGGAAGUCAAAGAAAAGGUAGUUAAAUUUGUAAUUA
Drosophila eugracilis is the source of this 929-nucleotide messenger RNA. RefSeq names its product trypsin beta. Lineage: Eukaryota; Metazoa; Arthropoda; Insecta; Diptera; Drosophilidae. Bases 1 to 840 code for a protein of 279 amino acids. The record is from RefSeq and is a predicted model, not a curated record. Gene Ontology annotation, molecular function: serine-type endopeptidase activity. The transcript has a single exon. Gene Ontology annotation, biological process: proteolysis.